CAAACGAUCUACAAAAUGAGUAAAAAAAUGUGGAAUAAAAUUUUCAAAUCCAAAUCACAAAAGCAACAACAACAAUUGAAUAAAAUCAAUAAACGUCAUAGUCGUGGAAUAUUCGAGGAGUAUCAACAAUUAAAUGAACUAUUGGUCGGUGAAAAGGUGGAAAAUGGUUGCAAUGAAAAUGCCCCACCAAAUGGAAAUGGAAAUGAAUAUGGAAAUAGAAAUGUUAGUGGAAAUGGAAAUGGCAAAGGCAAUAUAAAUGUUUUUCAACAGCCGCCACAACGAAGUUCUUUCAACUCGUCGUCGCUUAGUGAGGCGCAACAGCAGCAGCAGCAGCAGCAGCAACAACAAACGCAACGGCAACAUCAUCUGUCAACAUUUUCGCGCGUAUGCAACACCUUCUCUCUGAGACGCAACAGCAGCAACAACAACAAUAAUAUUAUAAACAAUAAACAGCCACCCAAUGCCAAGUCAAGCAUCACGGAUUCCGAUAACAACGAGUGUGGUGAUGGCGAGGAUAUUGAUGUCCCACCGCCCGGUCCUUUGACCACGGGAUAUUCUAUACCCAUUUCCGAGGACCCCUUCGAUAGUGCGAAACCAACAGAUCUAACACCAUGUCCCAAUUGUAGUCGUACCUUUAAUUUGAAUGCCUUACGGAAACAUGUGGCCAUUUGUGAGAAGACCUCCAAGAAGCGUAAGCUCUUCGAUUCAUCACGUCAACGUCGGGAGGGUACUUCACUCUCAACCUAUGUGUUGCCCAAGAAUUUUGGUCUGCCCAAUGCAGAGAAAGCGGCAGGUGUACACUCACCGCCACUAUCAAGUCGAGACACUGCCCAACCGGAGGUUUCGACUCCUUUGCCGACACGUCGCAACUCAAAGGCCAAGGCUCAGCGUAAAACUAGCAACAGUGAGGGAGGUGCAGGAGGUGGAGCCUCAUCAUCUGCGGCAGCUCCAGCAUCAUCAUCAUCAGGUGCUCCUGCAGCUCCUGCCCUUGAUCGUCGUGAUCCGAAGCGUUCUUCUGAUCGCCCUAAACGUAGCAUUAAGGACACGGCCAGUGAUCGUUGUCCACACUGUGAUCGUACUUUCAAUCCCAAGGCAUUUGAUCGUCAUGUGGAAUGGUGUAAAGAGAAAGCCGUCCAAGCGGCCAUCAAAGCGGCCAAUAGCACAGAAACAGCCAAGGCCAAGGAACGUCUGGAUGCUCGAAAGCAAUAUAAACCCCCAAAUUUAAAAACGAAACGCUCGAUGAAUCGCGAUAAAUAUUCGCAUCAUGAGGAACUCCUGGAAGCCGGUGAAAUGAUGGCACCCAAGCCAAGUCUUAUGACGUUAUCAUCCAUGACGUCGUCCGUGCACAGUGAAAACGGCGACAAGUACGAUCCUUUUCUAUCGGCUAAACGUCAACUGGAGGAGCUUUGUUCACCCAGUACUCCGCCGGAGGUGACAAAUCUUACACCAUUGGCCACGCCUAGCAUCGCCAUGAGCACCUCAUUGACCAGUGCAGCGAAACCAAUUGCUGCGAGCACACCAAAAGUAACGCCCAUCUCUAAUUUUCGACGCACUUCAUCCUUGCGGGGCACACGACGUGCUCCUCUUCUGUCCAGUCGUCCGCUUUUUGCCACCAACUAUCGUCCGACCAUACAGCGUGGCCUCUCCGAUGAGGGACCCAUUUCGAGUAACUUCCUCAAACCCGAGGAAUUCGAUGAGAUGCCUGUCCGAGCUGCCUGUGGCAAUGAUUUCCAUAGUCCUCGUGUGGUACGACGUGAUACCAGUGCCUCGAAUCGUAAACAGCAAUUGAAAUUGCCUCUAGGUGGAGGAGGAGGAGGAGGAGGAGUGGGAAUAUGCGGAGGUAUUACCCCAACGCCAAGUAAUGGUCCUGGUGAGUCAGAGUCUCCAGCUCCUGUACGUAAUGUGGCCAAGACCGACUCUUUGGCCGUUUUUCUUAAAUACGAGCAUGAUCUGGAGCAGCUAAAUGCCAAGGCAGCCGCCGAAAUGACCAGCAAAGAGCUUAAAGAUAAGAGUAACAAUCUAAGCAAACAGAACUCUGCCAAGAGUCUAUUGCAGCCAGGACAAUUGCCUGUCCUGAGUCCACCAGCAACAGCGGCAACAGCAGCUCCACCCCAAUUUCAAGCCACCAAUUCAAUCUCAGUCAACUCCUCCUCCAGUAACAUCAAAGAGAGCAACGAGAACGUGCCUCGUGCUACUUUUCCAUUGAUCGGUAGUAAACCCAACACAAUCACAGCUCCCACUCCAGUUGCAACAGCUCCCAGCACCAACACGCCCAUAAAAUUGGAGAGCAUCUUCAUUGAUCCCAAACUGAUCAAUGCUUGCGAUAAUCUUCAUUUAGGAGUCGCGAAUCGCGUUCCCUCAGAUACGAGCUCAACUACACCACACAAUCCACUACAGAGUCGUAGUCGUAGUAGCUCCCAGUCGACUAUAACCCAAGAGCAGCGACGGCAUUCGGGAGAGGCGAGAAAUCUCUUCAAGCGUAAAAUGCGUCUGGGUCGAAAUCAAUUCCUCUACGAUGCAUCGCCAGAGGAUGCCUCAUCUGGUUGUUGUUCCGCUGACGAUGAGGCCAAUCGCUCAUCCAUGGAAUACGAUGAACAAUGCUGGCAACAACAGCAGAAACAACUUCUAGCCAAUCCCCAUCUGCCAAUGCCCACCAUUACACCCACGCUGGCACCUUUGGUCAUGCCCAGUCACAAUAAUCUGAUGCCGAGCUUCGAUAAUUUCGAUUUUGAGGAAUUUCUCUCGUCAUUCGAGAAUGAGAAUGAUGAGGAGCAAUUUCCCUUGUUUCGCGAUUGUCGCGAGUUUCUCAUGAAUCGCACAAAACGUUCUAGUUCGAAAACAAAUAAUAAUAUUUUUACUGCCACACCACCACAGACCACGACGACGAUGACGACCAACAAUAAUUUAGUAGCCAACAAUUCGAUCAAAUCCAAUUUUGCCCACAGAUGCGAUUCCAGCGAUGAGAAGCUAAUGCGUCAACAAUCGAAUGUCUCGAGCAUCAGUAGCCAUGAGAAUGAUAAGGAGAAGCGUAUGGCAGAUCAGCAGAAACGUGAAAUAUUCAUCAGCAUUGAAACGGAGGCCAAUGCCCAGGGACGUUCACCCAUUUCCCCAGAUUCACUGCGUCACAUGGUCGGCAAUCCACAGACCAAAAUCGAUGUCCUGCACAUUGACAAUGGCAAUGAGCCGGAACAUGCCAAAUUCAGCAAAAUUAGCGAUACAGAGGAAGCCGAUAGCGACUUACGAUUUGAUGAUAAGGUCAAGCAACAACAAUCUCAAUUGACCUCAUCAUCAAAUCUGUUGGGCGCCAAUGCUACACCCAAUGUACAGCUAAACAAUGCCAAGAAUCUCAUACAGCAAAUGCAAAGUGAAUUCCGGCAACUUGGCGAGGAUGCCAGUGCCUCCAUGCGGCGAGCCAUGCUGCGAACCGAAGAGUCAUCUACCAAAGAAAGGGAACGUGAGGUUGCCCAGCAAAAGCCAGAGCAAAUAGUCACUGCAACAUCCUCACAUUCUGGCGACUCUGAUGAAUUUAGCAGUCUCGAUGGCUAUCCCAUGUCCUCAUCUCAAUCAUCUAGACGUGAAGGAGCUAACUCCAAGUUAAGUUCCGAUUCAGCUUAUGGCAGCAGCAAUUCACCUUAUAGUCUCUCACGUCAACGUUCCAGUGAGCUGGCCGCCAAUUCACCACGUUCCGGUCCUUUAUUGCGUCCACAUACAGCCAAUGCCAAAUUGAUGGAUGCCUCCACCCAAGCACAGACUGCCUAUGGAACCCUCAAAGCACGUCAACGUCUCUUUGCUGGAGGGGCUGCUGGUGAUGGUAAUCCAGAUGGUGCUGAAUCUUCUAGCAGUGCCUCGGAUAAUUCGGUCCACCAUAAGAACAACAAUAAACAGCAGCCACAACAGCAGCAGCAGCAAAUCAGCAAUUACAACUAUCAGCAACAGCAGCAGCAACAAUCACCACACAACAGCAACAACAACAAUUUGUUACCCACACCAACAACAUCACAGCAAUCUUUAGCUAGCUCCAACUCCAGCAUGUCAUCCAGUAUGAAAAUGUCGAAAUUUUGUCAUGAAUGUGGUGGCAAAUUUGUAUUAGAACAUGCCAAAUUCUGUAUGGAAUGCGGUGUGCGAAGAGUUGUGCUCUAACCAACCAACCAACCAAUCAACAUUCUGGUAGUAGCAGUAGCUACUACCUGGGCAGUAGAAUCCGGGUAGAAUCUAGAAUCAUUAUACCAAAUGUAGUUGUUUAACACACAAAAACAGACAAACAAACAAACAAAUCAUCAUGAUAAUUAAUGAA
Messenger RNA from Drosophila willistoni, 4294 nucleotides. RefSeq names its product homeobox protein 5. The transcript has 6 exons. The coding region runs from base 16 to 4140 and encodes 1374 amino acids. Lineage: Eukaryota; Metazoa; Arthropoda; Insecta; Diptera; Drosophilidae. The record is from RefSeq and is a predicted model, not a curated record.